AUGGUACGUGAAUUUAGUUGUCUUUCAGAGUUUGUAUUGGUAGUCAAGCUAAUUGUACUGAUAACGCCUUGUAUUAAAGGAAACUGCAAUUAUGUCAUCACAAAGCAGAACGACGUCGAAUUCAACAGCUCUCAACAGACAAUACAUAAAACCAAGGGGCUUCAACAAUGCUUGAAGGAGUGUAGUGUCCGUGCAGGUUGUCUAUCAGUCAACUUUGACAAAUCCACUCUGACAUGUACAUUGCAAACCGAGUCUGCAUCCUCUACCGGUGGCCAUACAGACGAAGCCCCAGGGAUGGUGUACUUAGAGAGAGACCAGUGGGAUCAGGCGAUUGCUGGUCCAUGUAAUGACACGGUGUGUCCAACUAACUCUCUAUGUGUUGCAUUGUCGAGUGGACAGACAUCAUGUGUAGCCUUCGAAUGUCCCGAUCCCAUCGUAUACUAUAAUUCGUAUAUAACUACUCCGGAGGUAUCAAAGGGUUUCGGCUCAACCAUUGAAUACGCAUGUCCGACUGGCUACGUGUGGGUUGGUGGUGUCGUCACUUGCUCAUUAUCGGGAUCCUGGCAAGGUGCCAAUCAGGUUGAAGGUUGCUUAGUUUUCGCUUCUGAUGAUCAUUGUGUGGACGAUGAUGCCGUUUGCUCACAUAUUACCUCCGCUAGGUGUAAGGCUGGUGUUUGCGUCUGUCAAGACGGCUAUUCAUUUAUAACAGAAACGUCUAGAUGCAUAAAGGACUGCAAGAGCCUUUUUACUGCUGGUAACAAAACGAAUGGUGCUUAUGAAAUAGCACCUGACGGAAUAAAUUCAAUCACGACUUUCUGUGACAUGGACAAUGGUGGUUGGACUGUUUUUGAACGACGCUAUGUUGGAGAUGUGAAUUUUAUGAGAGAUUGGGCAGAUUAUCGUUUUUCCUUUGGUUUACCGGAUGGAGACUUUUGGCUCGGGUUAGAAUACCUCAACGCCCUCACAAUGUCAGACAGUGAUGUAUAUUUUGACUUCAUAACAACCUCAGACCAACCCUAUUUUGCACUGUACCACAAUUUCAGUGUUGCUGAUAACAGCAGUCUAUACAAAUUGUCCUUGUCCAGUAAUUUUGAUAUGACUCCCGAGUAUAACAAUAUUAGAAAUGGAGGUUUCUAUGAUCAUAACAAUAUGUUUUUCUCUACCCCAGAUAUGGAUAAUGACAUUUCGAGUUCAAACUGUGCAACUACUCGCGGCGCCUGGUGGUGGAACAAAUGUUACACAUUUGGAUUGUUCCUAAACAAUUUUAAUGACAUGCGUAUGUACAUGGGGUUUAAUAAUACAUAUAUAUACUUCAAGAACACAACAAUGAAAGUGCGACGCACAAAAUAG
Messenger RNA from Ylistrum balloti, 1350 nucleotides. RefSeq lists its product as uncharacterized. The transcript has 5 exons. The coding region runs from base 1 to 1350 and encodes 449 amino acids. The record is from RefSeq and is a predicted model, not a curated record. NCBI's taxonomy places the organism in Eukaryota, Metazoa, Mollusca, Bivalvia, Pectinida, Pectinidae.